UGAUAAUGAAGAUAGCGAGCAGAGUGGUGACAGUACCAGGGCCCAUUCGGCGUAUCGGCAUGCUGCACAGGCCGAAAAGUCCAGCUGCGCAUGGUGGAGGGCUGGUAGCUGCUCAGAGCCCCCAAUACAGCCCACCCUAAUCCUCUGCUUGAUAUUGUUUCUCACGCUCAUUGCUAGCAGCUACAAAAAGGACAGAGCUUUUCGUCACUGUUCAAAGUGUUCUUGUUCACUCGGUUUUUUGCCAUCAUUAUAUCGACUGUUCUAAAAAUCCAUUUUUCUUCUCCUGACAAAUGUGCUCUGGAACUGCAAACGCUGACGCCGCCAGCGAUCGCGAGCUGCUGCCGACCAACGUUACUCCGCUCCACUACGACUUGCUCCUGGCUCCAGACCUCGAUGCUUUGACGUUCACCGGUAAGGUUUCGAUUCGUCUGCGUGUCAACGAGUCCAGCAGCACCAUAGCGCUGCAUGCCAAGGACCUUGAUGUCACGUCGGCCUCGCUUGCCAGCACCCUGGGUUCGGAUGCUACUGCUACUGCUGCCACCAUUGCGAUCAGCCAGGAGAAGGAGGCCGUUGAACUCAGCUUCAGGCAGGCGCUGGUUGCCAGCAGCGAGGCUGUGCUGACACUCGAGUUUACGGGUGUGCUUAACGACCUAAUGCUUGGGUUCUACCGCUCCCGGUACACUGACAGUCAGGGCAACACCAAGAACAUGGCCUCAACCCACUUUGAGCCCGUCAGUGCCCGCUACGCCUUCCCGUGCUUUGACGAGCCGUUGCUCAAGGCCACCUUCGCCAUUACGCUGCGCAUCAAGGACGAUCUGACAGCGCUGUCGAACAUGGAUGUGCGCGAGACCAAGCAGGUCGGUGGCGGCCUGAAGGAGGUUGCGUUCAACACCACGCCGGUCAUGUCGACGUACCUUGUCGCAUUUGUCGUUGGUGAGUUUGACUAUGUUGAAGGCCAUACCAGCGGCGAGCAUAACGGCCGCCCAAUUCCGUGCCGCGUCUAUACGUCCCCAGGCAAGGGCGAGCAGGGUCGGUUUGCGCUCGACGUGAUGAUCAAAGUGCUGGAAUACUUCGCCGAUGUGUUUGGCAUUCCUUAUCCACUGCCCAAAAUGGACCAGAUCGCGAUCAACGAGUUCCAGAUUGGAGCCAUGGAAAACUGGGGUCUGAUCACGUACCGCGAGGUCGCUCUCCUGGUCGACGAGGCCACUACUAGCUCUGCUGCUAAGCAGCAGGUCGCCUACGUUGUCAGCCACGAGCUGGCGCACCAGUGGUUCGGCAAUCUGGUCACUAUGGAGUGGUGGAGCGACCUGUGGCUCAAGGAGGGGUUUGCUACUUGGGUUGGAACCUUGGCCGUGGACCAGUUCUUCCCCGAGUACCAUGUCUGGACCGAUUUUGUCAUUGAUGACUACCAGCGUGCGCUGAACCUCGACGCCAUGCGCUCGUCACAUCCAAUUCAGGUGCCGGUCAAGCGCUCGUCGGACAUCAGCCAGAUCUUUGAUGCCAUCUCGUACUCAAAGGGUGCCAGCGCGAUCCGCAUGCUUAGCUCGUACAUUGGCCUAGACAGCUUCUUUGCUGGUCUGCGCGUGUACCUGCAGAAGCACAAGUACGCUAAUGCCGAGACUGUUGAUCUGUGGAAUGCGCUGAGCGAGUCGUCGGGCCAGGACGUGGGCCAAUUCAUGGACCUGUGGACCCUGACCACCGGCUAUCCGAUCCUGACCGUGUCUGAGUCCGACGACAGGUCUCAGAUCGUUGUGCGCCAGAGCCGCUACCUAUCCUCAGGCGAGGCUGCUGCUGAUGAGGACAAGACCCAGUGGUGGGUCCCGCUGCGGAUCACGACAUCCAACUCUGCUGAUGCCCCUACCGGCGAUGUGCUGACUCAGCGCGAGUCAACGAUCGCUCUUCCGUCAUCGGGUGCCGAAUGGUACAAGCUUAACAAGGACACAGUUGGCAUCUACCGCGUCAACUAUCCGGCGGGAGCUAUUGCCAACCUGGCCAAGGCCAUUGCUGCCGGUGGUCAGCUGUCGACCAGUGAUCGCAUCGGCAUCAUUGCUGAUGCUGCAGCCCUUGCUGCUAGCGGGCACAGCCGUACCUCAGAAUUCCUGACCCUGCUCAAAGCAUGCCAGAACGAGUCUGAGUACCUGGUGUGGGGCGAAAUCGCGGCCCGCUUCGCCAAGUUCCAGUCGGCGUGGGCCACUGAGACAGCCGAUAUCCAGAGGCAGAUCAACGCGAUGUGCCUGCAGCUGUUCGGCUCGGUCAUUGAGCGCCUGGGCUGGGAGAUGACCGAAGAUGGCCUGGCUAACCGCCUGCGCGCUCUGUCUGUGCGCAUGGCCGGACUGGCCGGUGACGACAAGGUCGUUGCCGAGGCGCACCGUCGUCUGAACGAGUAUCUUGCUGGAAACAAGCAGGCACUGGGCAGCGACAUGCUGCGCCCAGUGCUGGCCGUUGUGGUACGUACAGGUACGCGCUCUGACUACGAAAAGGUCAAGCAGUUCUACCUUGACGCCUCCAAGACUGUCGACCAGCGCCUGGCUGCUCUGUCUGCACUUGGCCAGACCUCGGACUCGGAGCUUCUGGACGAUGCCCUGGCCUUCACUCUGACCGACGAUGUGCGCCGCCAGGACUCACACCUCAUUGUAUUUUCGGUGUCAGGCAACCCACAUGGCGGCGACAAGGUGUGGGCGUGGUUCAAGGACAACUACGACACGCUUUACAGCCGCUACUCGGUCUCGACCCGCCACUUAGGCAGCCUGGUCGAGUUCUCCACCAAGCACUUUAUCGGCGCUGACAAGGCAGAGGAGGUUGAGCAGUUCUUUGCUAGCAAGACAACUGCUACAUACAGCCGUUCGGUCGAGCAGACCAUCGAGACCAUCAAGGCCAACACCAAGUGGUUCGAGACCGAUCGUGCAAAUGUCAAGCAGUGGUUCACGCAGUAAUUGUUUAUUUAGCUUCUUUGCUGGACGGUGUCUGCCUGUGGUAGCUCUUGCGGCUUCC
Messenger RNA from Linderina pennispora, 2991 nucleotides. Its product is annotated as lysine aminopeptidase apsA. Gene Ontology annotation, molecular function: peptide binding; metalloaminopeptidase activity; zinc ion binding. Gene Ontology annotation, biological process: proteolysis; peptide catabolic process. The record is from RefSeq and is a predicted model, not a curated record. The coding region runs from base 291 to 2933 and encodes 880 amino acids. Lineage: Eukaryota; Fungi; Kickxellomycota; Kickxellomycetes; Kickxellales; Kickxellaceae. Gene Ontology annotation, cellular component: cytoplasm. The transcript has a single exon.